Messenger RNA from Hemicordylus capensis (graceful crag lizard), 1937 nucleotides. It is a transcript of the gene PIN1, whose product is annotated as peptidylprolyl cis/trans isomerase, NIMA-interacting 1. The record is from RefSeq and is a predicted model, not a curated record. Gene Ontology annotation, cellular component: cytosol; nucleus. NCBI's taxonomy places the organism in Eukaryota, Metazoa, Chordata, Lepidosauria, Squamata, Cordylidae. Bases 99 to 578 code for a protein of 159 amino acids. The transcript has 4 exons. Gene Ontology annotation, molecular function: protein binding; peptidyl-prolyl cis-trans isomerase activity.
UUGUGCGCGUGCAGCGGUGGCGGCGUUGCCAGGAUAAGUGGGCGUGGCUGGCUCUGCGCUUUGCCGCCGCUCGCUGCAGCUGUGUGAGAGGAAGAAAGAUGGCGGAGGAGGAGAAGCUCCCCGCAGGCUGGGAGAAGCGCAUGAGCCGCAGCUCUGGACGUGUCUAUUAUUUCAACCACAUCACAAAUGCUAGCCAGUGGGAGCGCCCCACUGGAAACAGCAAGAAUGGCCAAGGGGAGCCGACGAAAGUGCGAUGCUCACACCUCUUGGUAAAACACAACCAGUCUAGGAGACCUGCGUCGUGGAGGGAGGAUAAGAUCACUCGGAGCAAGGAGGAGGCCCUGGAACUAAUUAAUGGCUACAUUCAGAAAAUUAAAUCCGGGGAGGAAGAUUUUGAAUCCCUGGCAUCGCAGUUCAGCGACUGCAGCUCAGCCAAGGCAGGAGGAGACCUGGGUACUUUUGGAAGAGGUCAAAUGCAAAAACCUUUUGAAGAUGCCUCAUUUGCGCUGAGGACUGGUGAGAUGAGUGGUCCAGUAUUCACAGAUUCAGGGAUCCAUAUCAUCCUACGUACGGAGUGAAAGUGCCUUGGCAACACGCUUGGAAAGGAAAGGGUGGCGGGACAAAGGAACAAGAGAACCUUUUUUCCAACCCUCUGUGUGCUCUCUAUCCCUGAACAAACUUCAUAUCUAGCUUUUUUUAAUUUUUAUUUUUUAUAUAAAAAACCUCCCCUAAUUUCAUAUCUCAGUACCUUCCUUGGCACCUUGACACAAUGUUUUUCCCCAGCUGUAGAGAUGCAUGGUUAGCCAAGGCUGAAAACACAAUCGAAAUGAAGAGACACUAGCAUCUUUCAUAGGGCACAGCAAGGAGGAGGUCUUAAAGAAAAAAUAAAUCCACAGCCGCUUGAGUUUGAUAUUGACGAUUCCUCCAGUUCAGGAGACAGCGUCUGUGCUACAGGGUCAUACUUCAACGCUUUCAUUCCACAUCCAACUUAUAAUAGAGUUAUUUAUUACAGGCCUCCGCUCUGCUGAUGGCAAAAUGUAGCUCUUGGUGUUUUAGAUAGAAUGAAAAUUUGUUCUGCCAGUGUCCAUCUGUGUUUAGGUUAAAAAGUAAUUACAACCCCCACUCCACAGCUUGGUUGCCCAGAAUUCAGGGGUAUUCAGUUUUCUAACUGGCCAAUCACUGCUAAAUUGCUCUUGGAUAUGUAACAAGAGCCGUCCUUCAGCAUCGCCUGGCAGAUUAAAGCUAUUAUAAUUCAAAAAACAUACAGAGCCGUGACAAUGCAUACACGGAGCCCACUGCCCACAGGGCUCUUGUGUUUACUUCCGCAGAGGGGACCUUUUAUGUGUGCAUGCAAAGGGAUGCGUAGGUGGCCCUGCCCUCUCUGUGGAAGUGAAUGGUUAAGGUCGCCUUGAACAAGAAUUUAGCGUAUCGGAGCACACCCAGGACUCUGGAUCCAGAGGUCUGGUUUUUAACCUGCUGUUGGCUUCCAAUAUGCUUCGACUUAAAACUUGAAGAUGCCUUUUUUAAGACAAGCAAAAGAGGUUAACUAUCGGUACCCUUCCCAUGCAGCUCUCCCCACCCUCAAAGUUUGUACAAGUAAAAUUACCUUAGGAUAAACUGUGUGUUGACCAUUCCUGUGUGUGGUUCUUGAUGUUGAAGUGCCAUCCCAAGGGAGGGCUAUUAGAGUUCCAGGUUUUUGUUUUUGUUUCCUGAAGAGGCAGGACAUGAUCCAUUUGUGGUUUUAAAAUUGUAAAGUCACUCUUUCAGUUAUGCUGCAUUGCUUUGUUUAGUAAAAUCAAUAAGAUUCCCACCAAGUUAACUGCUUUGGUCGGAUGCAAGCAAGCUUUGUGUGUGUAUAUAUAUAUGUAUAGAGAGAGUGUGUUCCAGUUCUCUUAUGCAAGAAGAAAUUAAAAAAAGCCCUCGCCAAUGAAAUACCA